AGUGAGAGAGUUUUGAAGUCAACUCACCGAGGAAGAGGAGGAGAAUCUAAGAAUUGCUUCGCCGGUUUUCCACUUGUAUUCUUGAUUUCCACUGAAUCAGCGGCGCUUGACACUCUUGGUCGUGCCUUCUUUGAAAAAGGACGGAUAAUGUUGUGAUGGAUAUUUCACACUGCUUUUGCAUGCCUUGAUCUUCUGGUCUCUUCCUUUGAGAGAUAUUCAAAAGAAAAAGCAACUAAGUAAAAGAGAAAAAUCUGAGUAUCAUGUCCAGAUAAAAUUUCAAAAGAGGCAUUCUUUUACCAUUUCGGAGCCUGAAAAGAGACUAGAAAGCAAACAGUUACUGAUGGAAAUUUUCCUCCUCUUGGUAUUGUCAUGCUUUUGCAUGAAUGUAAGAGCUGAGGAGGAAAAUGGCAGAAAAAUAGAUGCUGUUGCAAUUCCAAGGCAAGUUCUUUUUCAAGCAAGACCAUGCGUCACGCCGGACAGAGCACCUGGAUACUGCACUGCAAUAGCUCGAUGCCCGCAAUUGGUUCUGGAUUUGAACCGGCUUCGAAGAUCAGUAUGCAUGCAGAACUUAAUUGUCCUCGGUGUUUGCUGCCCUGUAGUGCAGACACUCGUUGCAGUUCCUUCAACUUCUCCAGCAGGUCCGUCUACUAAUAACAAUACUUCGACCACCACACCUGCACCUCCUUCAACAACUACAGUAGCCAGUUCUUCUUCUGCACCACAACAAGUUAUCAACAACGACCAAAUGGACACUUACAUAUCCAGCAUCAUUGAAUCACCGCCUUUGCAUUAUAUCUCUUAUAGUGGACCAGACAGUAUUAUUGGCUAUAAACCACCUUUUGACAAUCAACCGUUUGAUUUACAAUCAUCUAAUUCGGAUAUUCAUGGUACUUGUGGUAUAGGGGGAAGGAACGCUAGGGUUGUUGGAGGUCAUGAAAGUUAUCCAGGACAAUGGCCGUGGAUGGCUGCUCUCUUCAUUAUCACUGCUCGGGGAAAAGAAUUUUGGUGUGGGGGUUCCUUAAUAAAUAGUAUGUAUAUUUUGACAGCAGCACAUUGUUUAUCAGACAGAAGGGGCUACAAGUACAAUCCUCGUCAAAUGGUUGUACGGCUAGGAGAGCAUCACUUGCUGAAUUCGGAUGGGAAAGGCAUUCAAGAAUAUGGAGUGGCAUCUUUAAAACCUCAUCCUCAGUUCCAAAGAAAUGGAUUUUACAAUGAUAUAGGUCUAGUAAAAUUAUCACGGCCAGUUAAAUUUACAGAUUAUAUACAGCCAGUAUGCUUGCCCAGUAAAUCGAUGAAGUCCAUGGUAGGAGUAAUGGCGACUGUUGUCGGUUGGGGAGCAAUGAAUUACGGUACUCGAGGCACAGGCUCCAUGCAGCAAGUAUCGAUGCCUAUUUGGGACAACAAAGAUUGCGAUCAGAGGUAUUAUCAACCUAUUACAAGUAAUUUCGUUUGCGCUGGUUAUAAUGAAGGAGGAAAAGAUGCUUGUCAGGGUGACUCCGGGAGCCCUUUAAUGGUGCCGAAUAAUUCUCGGCAAUGGACUGUGGUUGGAAUUGUUUCUUUUGGAACAAAGUGCGCGUCUCCUGGUUAUCCUGGAGUUUAUACAAGAGUAUCAGAAUACAUAGACUGGAUUAGGCAAAAUAUGCACUAAGAAUAAAUAAAUAUUAAAUUAUAGGCAGACAUGAAGUCUGUGAUAGGACCUACUUGACGCAAAAAUGAUGUAGCGUAAAGCUUUCCAAGAAGUGAAAUUUUCUGUGAGACCUUUUCUGCAACACAGUGCGAAAGAGUUGGUCUUCCAGUAACAAGUGAAUCUACUGACUGACUGAUCUACUGUUAAUAGUAAUGUGUGUCUGCCAAAUACUUCACAGUGAUCUAAAGUCAGGACGUGCUGCUGCAUGGAACUUAGAAAUGUGGAACAAAGUUGUCCAUUUCACUGCAAAAGUUCUUUAUAUAUAGUAUAUACCUCUUAAAACUUAAAACUGUACAAAAUUAAUAGCACAAAAAUGAAGACUAGUACGAAGAGGCAUAUAGUUUUGAUGCCAAACACAUUUGUUUGAAUUAUGAUUUGAGAUGAUUUUUUUCAAAUCUUUAUUGAAAGGGUAGCGGGAAAUUCGGGUUUUAUUGAUGUAAUGCAUUAUUUUUCUUCGAACCCCAGUUUAAAAAUAUUUAUGUCAAUUUGCAGAAAUUGUGUUUCAUAUUAGGGGCUGGGCAGAUAAUUUCGCAUUUUGAAAUUGUUUUUUAACUAUAAAAUUUAUUUUUAUCAAUUGACUUUUUACUUUAAUUUAUUUUAACUUCAGACCAGUUUAGUCAUAUUGUAUGAAAUAUACUUGUACUAUUUUAUGAAAUUUUAUUUCAGCUAAUAAUUUUAAUUUCUUUGAGGAUAAAAAUUUAUAUCUACCCUUUUAAAAAUUUUACAAGGAGUACUAAGUGUGGUUUUUAUUUAAUUAAAUUUAACCUAUAUAUCUUUCAGAAUAUAAAAACAAAAUUUAAUUUUUGCAAAUGUUUGAAGAAACUUCAUUUCUGAUGAUUAUUUCUGUAAUGUCAAACUUUUGAAUGUAUUACAUUCAUCUCUAAAUUUCUAAACUAUCUCUAAAUUUCUAAAAUUAACUGCAUUGUUUUCCCGUGCCUUUUAUGUAAAAAUACUCUUAAACACAUCUUGCUGUAAUAAAAAUUAUUUAAUUGAUGAAACAUUUAAUAACAUGUAGUAAAAUGUGACAGUGCUUUAAAUUCAUUUCAUUUUCAAAAUAUAGUAAAUGAUCGUUUCAUACCAAGCUUGUACUAACAGAAGGACAUUUUUGCACUUUUAUGAACUGCUACAUAGCACUUUUCUAAACUUUUUUAUAAUUACAAGCACAACUUUAUAUUACAGGAAUAGUUUUCAAGAACCCCAAUAUACGCUUUUAUACGUAAACUGAUGAACUGCUAACAAACGAAUUAUAUUUUCAUAUCAUUAGUUGUAAAAUAAUUAGCAUAGAUAAGGAACAAGAUCAUUAGGAAAGAUCAAAGGGCUAAAGUAGGAUUACUUUGUACAUAUUCAUGCACAAAUAUUUUCAUAAGAUAUUUCAUCAAUCAUUUUAAUUUGACCCCGAAAUAAAAAAAAUAUAAGCUAAUUUUUUUAAUAAAUAUAUGUAACAUAGUUCAUUUUCAAAUGAGACUGAGGUACUAUAAAAUAUGUAACUGAAAUAAAAAAGACCUUAAAAAUUAAUCAUUUUUGAAAUAUAAUAGGUAAAAUUCAGCAAAAUAUUAUGUCAUUCCAUGAGGAUAUUAUGUAAUAAAGUCGCAUGCAGCUUUGUGGUUCAUUUUUUAUGAUCAGGAGGAAAUUCUUGAUAUUUAUUAUAAAGCAAUCACAAACAAUGCAUCCUUAGAUAUAAGUUAAGUUUCUCAAUUCUGUGCAACAGUAAAGUAUUUUUUUUUUCUAAAAUUAGGAAUAUUUUAAAUAAUAUGUGUUAAAACAAUUAUUUUACCGUAUUUAUGUUUAUGCAGUAGAUAAAAAGAGAUACGUUUUUAGUCCUAAAUCGACAGUAUUAAGCAAUUAAGAGUUAAAUAUAUUUGAUACGUGAAAAUAUUUAGCUUUAAGUAUGUUAUUUGAAAACUGUUAAUUUUGAUACACGCAGAUGUUCUAGAAUAUAAGUAAUUAUACAGAACUGACGUCAAAAUAUUUUGAAUAUAUUCUCAUCAUCAUUUGAAUCUUCACAAUGCACAUGUCAUUUAUAUUUUACUAUAAUCUUUUAUAACAAAAUAAAAUGUAUAAUGUUGUGCAUAA
Messenger RNA from Stegodyphus dumicola, 3760 nucleotides. RefSeq names its product venom protease-like. Gene Ontology annotation, molecular function: serine-type endopeptidase activity. The record is from RefSeq and is a predicted model, not a curated record. NCBI's taxonomy places the organism in Eukaryota, Metazoa, Arthropoda, Arachnida, Araneae, Eresidae. Gene Ontology annotation, biological process: proteolysis.